Messenger RNA from Brassicogethes aeneus, 354 nucleotides. NCBI's taxonomy places the organism in Eukaryota, Metazoa, Arthropoda, Insecta, Coleoptera, Nitidulidae. The record is from the annotation of a GenBank genome assembly.
AUGUUAAAAGAGAAUGUGCUGGAUAAAGAAAAUUGGAAAGUAGAAGCACAACAUGUGAUCAAUGAUAUCAAACAACAUGUUAGUUCAAUAUCUAUAUCGACAGAAAAACCCAGUUCAAAUCAGCAAAUUUAUUUAAAUAUUAAAACCUUGGAAAACAAAGACUUUUGUGUAGAGUUGUCCAGUUUAGGAUUCAAAAUAGUUGGAGAAUGUUUUGAUAAUGAUAAUAUAGAAACAACCCAAUAUUAUGAGACUCCAUAUAGUUUAUUAUUAUCAAUAAGUGAUGAAUAUAAACAUUCCUUUGGAAAUGAAUUGAUAGAUAAGCUCAGUGAUAUUAGCUCACAAUGUAGAAAUUAA